Humulus lupulus (European hop) is the source of this 1609-nucleotide messenger RNA. RefSeq lists its product as uncharacterized. NCBI's taxonomy places the organism in Eukaryota, Viridiplantae, Streptophyta, Magnoliopsida, Rosales, Cannabaceae. The record is from RefSeq and is a predicted model, not a curated record. The transcript has 6 exons. Bases 156 to 1292 code for a protein of 378 amino acids.
GGCAAAGCAAAAGAACCAAAAAAAAGCACACAAACAUAUCGCUGGAGAGAAUUAAGCUGAAGAAUUGAGGUUGCAGUUUUGUACUCUGUUUUUAUUCUACUAUAUAUUCGAAUUCGAGUAGAAAGGAAAGGUAAUUAGCAGACUGAGAGCAUAGCAUGGCUUAUGUUCCACCUCACAAACGACCUACUUCCAAGAACGAUGACCAUAAUCAUGAAGGUUCUUCAUCACAGACUCCAUUACCAAAGCCAGCUUUUCCUCCAUUUCUCAUCAAGGAAAACAAUCUCAAACACAAGUCUGCUGCUCGAACUACCAGUACUACUGCCCACUACCGGGGCCCAGGUUAUAAAUAUGAUGGUAUAUUCAGAUGGUUCGCUGUUGGUUUGGAUGAUCAUAAUCACUUGCCUCCUUCUGUUCAUCUCCACUCUGUUUCUGGGAAAAAUCUCAUCCAUGGGAAAAUUUCAGAGCGUCAAGUUUUAUACUGCGACAGUGAUGAGAGCUUUACAAGACGGCCAUGGGAGUACAUAGCAGAAGAUGUGCUGCAAGGCUUGCUUUCUUCUUUUGCGUAUAUUAGGGACACUAUGAAUCAGAACCACGUAAAAGUUACUUCAGAUGUAAUCGCUAGAAUUGGCAAAGUACUUUUUUUUAGUGGGCCUUCAUAUUAUGGAAAAAAAAUAGAGGAAGACUCACUGAGGCCGCGGAGAAGCUCAUUUUACACAAAUAUUCCAGAAUCAUAUGUGGAGUACUUAAUAAAUGAAGGUGCCUCAAAGAGUGGGCUUGAAUUUGAGGAGGAGAGAGAAGUGUAUCGUGUUUGUAUUGAGCACCACCUUACGCGUUACAAUAUCACGGACAUAUCUUGCCUCGAAAAGAAUUUGGACAUGAGGCUCUAUCUAGUCACUAAAAGAACUAUAUCUGUUCUUACUGAUGAGGACAUGCAAAGCCUGAAAGAUUUGAUUAGUUGUGCUAUUGUUGAUACAAAUCUUAAGAUUGGUCUGAGAUGGCCUUCGGGGAAGACUGUGUCUGGAAAUAAAUAUUUCUUGGGUAAAGCAUGGCGCAUAACAAAAAAAGCAUUCAAGUGUCCAUCGCUAACGCUACAGAUCAGAGAUGUUUUUCGGUCUACAAGUGAGGAAGCUAAAAGGGAGGUUACUGUUAAGUUUAAAGGAUUAACUUCAGAACUUCUGAAAGAAGAUGCUGAUAGGAAUCUCAUCAGUGAAAUGCUUAAGGAUGACUUGAAGGUUCUAUGGGACAACGUUCUUUGCUGUGAACGCUUUCCAAAAGAAAUUAGUCUUGGUUAAAGUAAUAGACCAACCUGGUUUGCUGUUGGUUAAUUUUGAUGAUCAUGAUCAGUUUCCAAACUUAUGUUCAUCUCCAACCUCCAGCAGAAGAUGGUGUUUUAGUUAACAGUGAUGUUGCUAAACAUUAAUUAGUAAUUGUCUGUGUUUUUGGUUGCUUUUUUCUAAUUUUGACAAUUGGAUAAGGAAAUUGUUUGAUUAUGUUUUGCUUCAUAGAGAGUGAAAUUGUUUGAUUAAUAACAGGCUUGUGGUUGCCUCUUCUUUUGGAUUGGUCUUGAUGAUAUCUCUUCUAUAUGCUUAGAAAGGGUUUUUCUCAGAUU